Messenger RNA from Centropristis striata (black sea bass), 874 nucleotides. RefSeq names its product guanylin-like. The transcript is spliced from 3 exons. Lineage: Eukaryota; Metazoa; Chordata; Actinopteri; Perciformes; Serranidae. Gene Ontology annotation, cellular component: extracellular region. Gene Ontology annotation, molecular function: guanylate cyclase activator activity. The record is from RefSeq and is a predicted model, not a curated record. The coding region runs from base 5 to 418 and encodes 137 amino acids.
CCAGAUGCCUUAUAAGAAGCAGUGCAGAUCUACAGCAGCCACAGAAGACUCAUUCUCUCAACUGAGAAGCAUCUUGCAUCAUCUGAAAAUGAGAGUGCUCAGUGUCGUCCUUGUCUUGGUGCUGUGUGCCUGCACAGGAGCUCUGGGUGUGCAGGUUAAAGUUGGAGACAUGACUUUCCCCUUGGAGGCAGUGAAGCAGCUGAAGGAGCUGACGGACUUAGACGACAACGUGAGCCCUCACCUCGCCGAGACCAGCAUCGUAGCCGUGUGCAGCAACCCCAUCCUGCCGCAGGUCUUUCGGCCAGUGUGUCAGGAGAGGGGAGCGGGCAUUGUCUUCUCUACACUAAUGUUUAUGAUCACGCCUGUGGAUCCAUGUGAAAUAUGCGCCUACCCCGCCUGCACUGGGUGUAUGAUCUAAGACUGCCAUCUGCUAGAAACACAAAGUCGACUGAGAGCCUCUGGGGCUGUCGUCCUCCACAAGUCUUCCCCAUUUAUAUGUAUGAACUUUGGCAAAACACGUCCCGUCACGUAGCAGCCGAGCUCCACGGCUCUUAUGGCUUAGUGGUCCACUUACUCCAUUUUAAUAGGUAAAUAAGUUAUUUAUCUUUUUUAUAUGUGUUGGUAGAUGCUGAUGAUACAAACAUAUAUCCUCUGUUCCGUAGUGCUUGCUUUUAUAUUGAACUUUAUAAUAAAAAAUGUAUUUUCUUUGCAUCCUUGGAAGCAGUUUUUUUUGUUUUUAGAGAAUACAGUCAGUGGUCAACUCAGAUUGUUUUAAAUAUUCCAAAUAUAUUAUCAGAUUAUUAUUAUUAUUAUUAUUGAUGCAUUUAUGUAAGCAACAUUUAAAUUUUCUACCGGUGGGGCUCAUUUUAACUAC